UUAUAAAGGCAAAAACCGCCUUUCCGUCUGCCGGCAGCCAUCAGGUAAGCCAGGAUGGGCGCGUACAAGUACAUCCAGGAGCUAUGGAGAAAGAAGCAGUCGGACGUGAUGCGCUUUCUCCUGCGGGUCCGCUGCUGGCAGUACCGCCAGCUCUCGGCGCUGCACAGGGCGCCGCGCCCCACGCGGCCCGACAAGGCGCGCAGGCUGGGCUACAAGGCCAAACAAGGUUAUGUCAUCUAUAGGAUUCGUGUGCGCCGUGGUGGCCGCAAGCGCCCGGUUCCCAAGGGUGCGACCUAUGGCAAGCCUGUCCAUCAUGGCGUUAACCAGCUCAAGUUUGCACGAAGCCUUCAGUCUGUUGCCGAGGAACGAGCUGGGCGCCACUGUGGAGCUCUGAGAGUCCUGAAUUCUUACUGGGUUGGUGAAGAUUCCACGUACAAAUUCUUUGAGGUUAUCCUCAUUGAUCCAUUCCAUAAAGCCAUCAGAAGAAAUCCUGACACCCAGUGGAUCACCAAGCCAGUCCACAAGCACAGGGAAAUGCGUGGGCUGACAUCUGCAGGCCGCAAGAGUCGUGGCCUUGGAAAGGGUCACAAGUUCCACCACACUAUUGGUGGUUCUCGCCGUGCAGCCUGGAGAAGGCGCAAUACCCUCCAGCUGCACCGUUAUCGCUAACUCAAGUAAUGUUUGUAAAAUUCAUACCUAAUAAACCAUU
Molecule: messenger RNA, 709 nt
Organism: Oryctolagus cuniculus (rabbit)
Lineage: Eukaryota; Metazoa; Chordata; Mammalia; Lagomorpha; Leporidae
Product: large ribosomal subunit protein eL15
Biological process (GO): cytoplasmic translation
Cellular component (GO): cytosolic large ribosomal subunit; ribosome
Molecular function (GO): RNA binding; structural constituent of ribosome
Source: RefSeq, a predicted model, not a curated record